This is a messenger RNA of Kockovaella imperatae, 2367 nucleotides long. Its product is annotated as gamma-glutamyltranspeptidase. Gene Ontology annotation, cellular component: plasma membrane. Lineage: Eukaryota; Fungi; Basidiomycota; Tremellomycetes; Tremellales; Cuniculitremaceae. Gene Ontology annotation, molecular function: glutathione gamma-glutamate hydrolase. The transcript is spliced from 9 exons. Bases 468 to 2204 code for a protein of 578 amino acids. Gene Ontology annotation, biological process: glutathione catabolic process. The record is from RefSeq and is a predicted model, not a curated record.
UGUGCACCAAUGCAUACAUGCAGGGUAAAUGUCUUCUCAGCCUGGCUCAAACCCACUUGCCCGAAAGCGAUCUUCGGGGGGAGGACGCAGUGAAGACACCUUGAUGCUUCCAUACGCUGCGCGUUCAGAAACAUCACUGGAGAUCGUGAUUCUACACUAGAUUGAUUAUGAUGAGCUUGCCCUUCUCGCAGGCGUCAUUGUCCUUUGUAGUUGUGCUCUGCAGCCUCAAGCGUGCCACAGACGAUCCAGGAGUACCACCCCCCCUUUGAUUUGCUGGAAUAUCCCGAUCUCCGAUCUGCGGACUCUGGCCGGACAUCGCGUACAUACCUUGAUUGUAUGCUUCCUAUAUUUUUUGGUUGACAUGCUCAUUCGCUCGCUCUUCAGCUACUCGUCGAUCACCCCGAACAGUUCUAUACUUGCUUGUUAUAUGCACACGACAGGUCUGGACGCUCUCAGACUCACCUUCGAUGCCAUCAGGGGUCAUCACAUGCGAACAGCUUAGAGCUUCAGAGAUCGGCAGAGGUAUUCUAGCAGCCGGAGGCAAUGCUGUCGACGCGAUCAUUGCCACCACCCUGGCAGUGCAUACUCUUUCGCCAUACCAUUCAGACCUUGGAGGCGGGGGGUUUGCGUUGAUCAGAAAGCCUGAUGGGACUUACGAUGGACUAGACUUUAGACAGAGUGCACCGCUCGCGGCGAACGCCAACAAGUUGAAAGAUUUCAAGCAGAGCGAUGCAGUCGCUGUGUUGGUCCCUGGAGUAGUGAAAGGCCUCGAAGACUUACAUAAAAAGUAUGGCAAGCUGCCUUGGAAGCGGUUGUUCAAAGAAUGUAUAGCUUUGGCGGAGGACGGCUUUGAAAUGAAGCAGGAUUUGUAUCGCUAUACCGCAAACCUAUGUGGAGAUCCCAAUAACCAGGACACUCCCGAUCGGACGAACCGUAGAGGCUCAGAUAUCGAGCAUGAUCGGUCAUACGAUUGGCUGUUUGAUCGAACGGACGAGAUCCUCCCCCCAACCUCAAUCGUCCGACGUACCGAAUACGCCAAGACUCUGAGAGAGAUUGCCGAUCAUGGCUCAGCAGCUUUUUACGAAGGGCCGAUGGCAGAGGCUACUGUUAAAGUAGUUCAGGAUCGAGGCGGAAUCCUCACGAUGGAUGAUAUGGCCCGCUACAAGACCAGCUGGGUGAAACCUAUGAAAGGUGACUACCAGGGAAAAGCCUUAUGGUCCCUGCCGGCUCCUGCAGGCGGUUCGAUAUGGAUAUACGCCCUGCAGAUCCUGAGUCACAUGGAGAUCAGCGGACACCGGAGUUUGAACGACUAUCAUCGCUUGAUAGAGGCUCUCAAGCUCGCAUACCCUGGUCGAGAUGGACUUGGAGAUCCCGAUUUUAUCGAGGGUCUGGAUGAAAUGCAGCAAAAGUUUAUCCAAGCGGCAUACAGCAAAGAGCGGUCUUCGCUACUGGAUGAGAGCAAAACGUCAGAGGCGGAAUACUAUCAGACCAGCACAAUACAUCGGAAACGCAACGGGGAAGAUCACGGGACGUCGCCGCUUUGCGCUGCAGACGGUUCAGGACUCAUCGUUUGUCUCACUUCUACUGUUGGGCAAUGCUAUGGCUCUCACAUUAUCGUGCCUGGCUAUGGCUUUGUGAUGAACGAUACAUUGAGUGACUUUGCCAUAAAGGGUGACUGUGACUGUGGAGAGGAUGGGCCAUGCUCGGCUAAUUACAUCGGUGGUGGACGAAGACCACUGAGCUCUUGCUGUCCAUAUAUUGUUGAAGAUAACAACGGGCGAGUCCUGCUAGCAGGAGCCGGAGCCGGAGGAAGCACUAUCAUCUCCGGCAACGUUCAGGUGGUCAAAAACGUCUUGAAUUAUGGUCUCUCCGCAUUUGAAGCUGUACGCUCCAGUCGUCUUCACAACCAGGCUUCCCCAGAGUCGACCAAGCUAGAGAAAGCCUCAAACCACCAAGGAGUCAAGAUUGACGGAUUCGCGAACGACAUCGUGCAAGCGUUGAGAAGUAGAGGGCACAAGAUUGAGAUGGUCCCUCAGUCAGAGAGCACGGUCGUUGCAAUCAAGUUUACCUACGACACUGGGUCUGUCAAUUGGGAGCCUGCGGCGGACACUAGGAAGGAGAAUUCGGGAUCUGUGGUAUUUUACCACUUCAGCGAUGGGAAUGAAGCGGAGGAGACCCAUCCCCUGGGUCAAGCGGAGGGUUAGCAUGGCUUAGACAGCAUUCACCGGUCUUCAUGACAGUCACACCGGCGAGAAGCGAUGCUUUCACCGCCCACCUGGCCCAGUCAGCGUCAGCGGUUUAUGUAGCCCUUUGAGUGCCACAAUUGGUUAGUGCAAGUAGAAAGAAAGUCAGCUGCUUCUCCCUUUC